This is a messenger RNA of Hirundo rustica (Barn swallow), 636 nucleotides long. It is a transcript of the gene HOPX, whose product is annotated as HOP homeobox. The transcript has 3 exons. Gene Ontology annotation, biological process: cell differentiation; regulation of transcription by RNA polymerase II. NCBI's taxonomy places the organism in Eukaryota, Metazoa, Chordata, Aves, Passeriformes, Hirundinidae. Gene Ontology annotation, cellular component: nucleus. Bases 231 to 452 code for a protein of 73 amino acids. Gene Ontology annotation, molecular function: DNA binding. The record is from RefSeq and is a predicted model, not a curated record.
GCGGAGCGCUGCCAAAGGGAGCGGGAGCCAAACCUGAAUUACCAGCCCAGAGAGUGGCUGCGCAUCCCGGGAGCUCCUGUGAUUUGCGGCAGGUUUUUCAGGUCCCCGCCUGUCAAACACACGCGCAGAUAUUUAAGCAGUCACCCAAGGACCUGCGGGGUUCUUGUUUUACGCACUUCUGGUCCCUGCCAUCUCCAGUGCCUGGCCCCAUAGCCCUGCCCCAGGAGGAGAUGGCCAUGGAAAAGCCAGUGAUUCCCACCGAGGAACAGCUGGAGAUCCUGGAGUACCACUUCUGCAAGGUGAAUAAGCAUCCUGACCCCACCACGCUGUGCCUCAUCGCUGCUGAGACCGGGCUGUCUGAGGAGCAGACUCUGAAAUGGUUCAAGCAGCGCCUGGCGGAGUGGAGGAAGUCUGAAGGGCUGCCCUCGGAAAGCGGGUCUGUCAGGGACUAGAGGAUGCUCCUCCAAUCCCCUUGCCUCUUAUAAAGGAUGGUGAAGCUCUUCAGAGUGGGUUUCCUUGGGGUUCUUCUGUUGCAGUAGGUUUUGUGAUACUAAGUAAUACUCUGCUAUUUAACAUAAAUUUUAUUUAACAUGUACAUAACCAGAAAAAAAAACCCAGUAUAUAUAUAUAUAUGUG